Linum trigynum is the source of this 3276-nucleotide messenger RNA. The record is from the annotation of a GenBank genome assembly. Lineage: Eukaryota; Viridiplantae; Streptophyta; Magnoliopsida; Malpighiales; Linaceae.
AUGGAGGUGGAAGAAGAGAGACGGCUGUUAUGGAAAUCGGAGUUGCAACCGGAAUCCAUGCUUUCAGUGACAGUAGGGAGAGCGAUGUCUACGCUGCUUGCUGCUCGCUGCAGGAAGCUACGCGACUCCAUUUCCACCCUGUCUCUCGAAACUCUGAAGAAGCCUUCUUCGCUCGGUUCCUUGGAGGAGCAGCUCGUGUUUCUGCAUACUUACGUUAAAGAUGCAGCUGAAAAGGAUGAGAAACUGGAUGACGUUCUAAUUCCCAUCAUUCAGCAUUCCUUGGCUAACAAAGACUUGAAACGUGGCGGCCAAGCUCUGGUACUUAUCAACUGGCUGUUUCAAGAUGAGUUUGUAUUCCAAGCUGUUGCGAAGAAUAUGGUAGACGUUAUCAAGGCUAAAGAUGACCGUUUCAUUUGUCUUGGUUGGUGUGUACUUGUGCGCAGUCUUGUGGAGUAUGAGAAUUUUAUGGAUCAGUAUUCGUUGUAUGGAAUCAGGGAUAACUACCAACCUCUGCUGGACAUACUUUGCUUAUGUCUACCACAUUUAUCAAAAAUAGUAACUGCAGGGAGCAUUCUUCGAGAUGGUUUCGAGCUGCCAACUCGCCUAUCAGUGUCUGCUGCGGAUUGUAUUUUAGCUAUCAGCAAAGCAUUGACCAUAAAGGCUAAGGUUUCAAGCACGAAGUCACAAUUGUUGACAAUGAAUGCAUCUUCUCAGUCUAUGACUCCUCAAUCCACUGACACUGCUGUGAAGAAAGUGAAACUGGCAUCUAAAUCUUCAGAAGGUUCGAUGACCGAGAUGUCAUAUUUGCUCUGGGAUCAAAUGGACAUUCUCAUUUUGCUAUUGCAGAAACUUCUUGCUUGGAGCAGAAAAAGCAGAGUGUUACAUGCAAAGGGAGUGGAGUUAGUGCUUAAAUGGAUGCAGGAAAUAAAACAACGUUACCGUGACAUCCGAAAUGAGGCAGACGCUCUUAAGAGUGGGACAUUGCUAUUAUCAUCUUGUUGGAAGCACUUUGGUGGUCUAUUGUACUUGGAAGAUCAUAAUUUUUAUCAGAAGUGUGAUGAGUUGUUGGAACAGUACUCAUCUGGAAUCCAGUACUAUAUGGAAAACCAAGCUGAGGAUCAUGGAGAGAAGACAACUAGUGGCUUAGAAACUAGGAAGUUUUUCAUCACUUGUCUAUGUCUUCUCUUGGGGCGUUUAGAUGGCAAGAGAUUUGAAAGCUCAAUGUCAGAACACUGGGUAAAGAUAUCACGUAUCCUCAUAUCACAGCUUCACUGCACAGAUGAAGAUGUGGUCUCUGGAGCUGUUUGCAUACUGAAGGCAGCAAUAUUCAAGAAUGACUGUUCGUCUGGGAAUGCUCUUGAUAAUAAACAGAUGAAUAUGAUGUUUCCACAGCUACUGAACCUUCUUGAUGAACGGGAUAGCACAGCUAAAGCCAUUGUUAUGCUCAUAGCUGAAUACUGUUCCAUGAGCACUGGAGGUCAUUGUCUUGAACAGAUUCUACAGCGUCUUGCUUCUGAAAAUGCUAAGCAGAGGAGGAAUGCCAUUGACGUCAUUUCAGAACUGAUACACUUACUAUCAAAUUCAAUAGACAAGCUUCCUUCUGUGGCAUGGCAAGAUAUAGCCAACAGCUUGCUCGAGCGCCUUAGUGAUGAAGAAACAGUAAUACGUGAACAAGCAUCCAAUUUGCUUGCCAGAAUAGAUCCAUCAGUUUCCCUGCCUGCAUUAGUUGGCCUCCUUUACUCAUCAGAUGAUAGAGUGAAAAGAUCAGCUGCUACCACUUUCGUAGCUGUGCUCAAUUAUCAUGGCCAGGAACCUGGUGUCAUAUGUAUGCUACUUGACUGCCUUAGUAACCUAAACCAGAGUCGAGAUCUUCCAAAUGCUACUGGUGAUGUUUGGAAAGAGUCAAACAGGGAUGCUGAUCCAGUACUCAAGCUAAUACCAGAGUGGUCUAAAACUGUCCAAGAUUGGAAACCCUUUGUGGCAGCAUUAACAGAAAAGAUGUUUGCUGAUCCCGGCAAUGCAACUAUUGUCCGCUUUAUGAGUUGUCUAAGCGACCGCUUAGCAGAAGUUGCAGAUGUGGUCCUUUAUAGUGUCUUAUUGCAAAUGCAAAGACAGGAGGUUGAUGAAAGUUUAGUCUCUCAACGGGAACGUGGAUCAUAUACAAAUCAGGACUCCGUGAAGCAACAGUCCUUGUUUGACCGCCUUUGUCCAUUACUCAUUAUUCGGAUGCUUCCAUUAAAAGUUUUUGAUGACCUUAAUCUCUCUGUGAUGUAUGGUCAACUUCUCAACCAAUGGGUAAUUCUUGGAUGUGGUGAUAUCAAAGCCGACCAAGAAUGUAUAUCUGCAUUUCUUGUCAAGAGGGCAUUGAAUGAGUCCGAAUUUGAAGAUGUUCGAAAACUGGCAGCUGAACUUUGUGGCCGAAUUCAUCCUCAGGUGCUCUUGCCUGCUGUUACUUCAGUAUUGGAACAUGCAACAGUGCUUCAUGACACAUUGAAGAUCAAGGCUUGUCUGUUCUCACUUUGCACUUCUCUUGUGGUUAGAGGUGGAGAAUCUUUUCCCCAUUCUGCUCUCCUCAAAAUUAGACAAGUCCUUGAAAAGAUACUAAGGUGGCCUCCUUUGGAUAACAAUGAAGUUUCCAAAGCACAACGUGGAUGCAUCGACUGCUUGGCACUAAUCAUUUGUGCUGAGCUGGAAGGUCCUGGGUCAGACAUAGAAUCUCGUCGACGAAAAUUUUCUGGAAAAGCCGACACAGAAACCUCCAUUUUCAAUUACGUGAUCCAUCAGCUGAUAACAAAUGAGGAAGAAGUCGAAAAUUCUGCAUACGAGGCUAACAUCUCUCGUUCAUUCCGCAUUUGCAUGGCCAACGUCCUCAUAAGUGCUUGUCAUAAAGUCUCCGACUCUAACAAGGAGUCUCUGGCUCAAAAAGCGCUUCUGCAUCUCAUCCCUUCUGUCAAGGGAAUAAGGUACCCAGAGAUAAGAUCUGCUUGCGUGCAGGUUCUGUUUUCAGCUGUUUACCAUCUCAAGUCUGCAGUUCUUCCAUAUUCAGCCGAUCUGCUUAAACUAUCUCUUGAGCUGCUUCAAGAUGGAUCAGAGAAGGAAAGACUUGGAGGCGCGAAACUGAUGGCGUCCCUUAUGGCGAGCGAAGACGAGAUUCUGGAGACGAUAUCAGUUGGCCUGAUAGAAGCAAGAUCUGUUCUCUCAAAUGUAUCCAGAUCCGAUCUUUCGCUUGAAAUUCGCCAGAUAUGCAAGCAGCUGCUGGCUUGUAUAACAACUUAA